AUUGAUAUCAGUUUUGGAAUCACAUCCAUUGAAGAUAGUUCAUCUGAACUUAAUAGAAAAUUAAAAUUUUUAAUAUAUAAACAAAAUGUCUAAAAUGAUUUAUUGUUUAUUUUUAUUAACAAUUGGUUUACUGAUAACCCAAUCGCUGACUUUACCAACACCAGAUGAGGAGAGAUAUUGGGAUAAAGAGGUAAGGGAUAUAAAGUAUAAUCGCGAAUUAUUAAACUGGCUGUCUUCUGUACAAUAUCCACAACAAUUCAUCAAUCCUUGUAAGUAUUACAUGGGUAAUAUGCUCACAGGACCAGUGCCUAAAAGGAAUUCCGAACUCAUCAAUUCGUUAUUGAGUUUACCUAAGAACAUGAACGAUGCAGGCAAAUAAAUAAUGUAACCCGAAUAUAGAGACACAUUGUAUA
This is a messenger RNA of Teleopsis dalmanni, 413 nucleotides long. RefSeq names its product protein PDF. Gene Ontology annotation, cellular component: extracellular region. The record is from RefSeq and is a predicted model, not a curated record. Gene Ontology annotation, biological process: response to light stimulus. The coding region runs from base 86 to 379 and encodes 97 amino acids. Gene Ontology annotation, molecular function: hormone activity. Lineage: Eukaryota; Metazoa; Arthropoda; Insecta; Diptera; Diopsidae. The transcript has 2 exons.